Gamsiella multidivaricata is the source of this 1503-nucleotide messenger RNA. RefSeq lists its product as uncharacterized. NCBI's taxonomy places the organism in Eukaryota, Fungi, Mortierellomycota, Mortierellomycetes, Mortierellales, Mortierellaceae. The record is from RefSeq and is a predicted model, not a curated record. The coding region runs from base 251 to 1363 and encodes 370 amino acids. The transcript is spliced from 2 exons.
CUCGCAUCUCUUGUGUCUUCUUAAAUACUCACAGAACACAACUAUACCCUCUUUGUCCGCUUGUCUUUUUUUUUCCCUUUUUUUUCUGCAUCCUUUACCUCGCGACACCUUUUUCUUUAUCCUUCGUCUAAACAAUAGUUCAGCACUGAAGAACAAAGCCAGUUCAAUCCCCUCUACUUGUGACACUAUAUAUACCCAAUAAGCCUCCUCCUGCUUUCAUCUCUACCCCACCCACAUACCCUUUACAACAAUGCGUCUGAUUACCCUGUUGGGCGCGUGCGCCCUCAUCACCGCCAUGUCAACUGCUCAGGGUAAGGAGGAUAAGGCGAAGAAGGAGGGUAAGGAGAAGAAGGAGAAGAAGGAAGAGGAAAAAAAAGCGGAGAGGCAAUACAGGAUGGCCCAGCAUGAGCACAACGAGAUCCAGCAACAGCACAAGAAGGUCCAGCAGGGGCAUAAGAAAAUCCAGCAAGAGCACGAGAAAGCCCAACAGGGGCAUAAGAAGGUCCAACAGGGACACAAGAAGGUCCAGCAGAAGAAGCAGCAGCACCAUCAUACAAUGGAGCAGGAUCAUAGCCAUCGUCAGCAGCAGAACGCGCAGCAGCAGAAGGAGCUCAAGGCCAAGGGCCGUGGUGGACACGAGCGCCAUAACGAACAUCACCAUCGCAACCAUCAUCACAAUAGUGAGUAUCGACACGACAAACAUCAUCAUCACGAUGACAAGUGCCACCAUGAUAGGCACCGCGACAGGCGCCCUCACCAUCACCACGAUAAGGAUCCUCAUCAUCACCACGAUAAGCACCCUCAUCAUCACCACGAUAAGCACCCUAAUCCUCACCACAAUAAGCACCACGAUAAGCACCACGACAAGCACCCUCGCCAUCAUCAUCACCACCAUCAAGAGGAGGAUGACUGUACCGUUUAUGAGACCAUCGUUAUUGUGGCUGAAUGUUGCGCCGAUGCCCUACAGCCCUUGUGGUCAAGAGUGGCCUUCGAUCCAACGACCGUCAACAGCGAAACCAGCGAAAAGGCUAUCGAUCCUGAGGUUAUGGAGUGGAUUGAGUACAAUGCAAAGAAUUAUGGGUAUGAUGUGUAUGAGGACAACGACGCUGAGGAGGACAUGGAGACGGCUGCCGAAGGCGAGGGUUCGGUCGAAAUUGUUUACGAAGAGGAGCACCAGCCUCAGGCACAGGUCCAGGUGAACGGCAAUGGGGCCUCGAUUUCGCAGAAAGUACCAGCUGCAGAAAUGAAGCAACCUGUGGAUGAAGAUGAGGAUGUCGUCGCGAGCGAGAGACCGAUUGCAAUGACGGAGAAGCAGCAGCCACAACGACAGAACGAAAGAUUUCAGUUCUUGAGACGUAACUGAGAUGAAGUGAUAGCGUGAAAGAAAUAGGUUUUUUUAUUAUUAGAGAGGAGGAUAGUGGGCUCGAUAUUUGGUUUUGAAAGUACAAUAGUAGCCAUAUUACUAAAGUAAAAGCAAAACAACAAAGACAAAGACUGAGGAAC